AUGGCACAAGGAAACCCUGAAGUUUGGUUCGUGCAGGCGGUGGCACAAUUCCAAAUAUCCGGUAUCAAGGAAGAUACUACAAAGUUUUACGUCAUUAUCUCGCAGCUGGAACAGAGGUACAUCCGCGAAAUUAAAGAUAUCAUAAAAAAUCCACCCGCUACCGGCAAAUACGAAAAAUUGAAACAAGAACUUAUUAAGUGUUUGUCAAUUUCACGAGAGCACCAAAUUACCCAGCUGCUUUCCCAUGAAGAACUGGGUGAUAGGAAACUGUCGCAAUUCUUACGGCAUUUAAAAACUCUCGCCGCCAACGAAGUUUCAGACGAAUUUUUACGUAGUAUGUGGUCGAGCCGCUUGCCACCUCACAUACAAGCUAUAAUUGUUUCGCAUACUAUCGGCACCUUGGAAGAUGUUGCGGAGCUAGCAGACAAGAUAUACGAGGUCGUGACGCCGGCGCCGUUACAACAAGUUGCGAGUGCAGCCGCCGGUUCCAGUAGCUUCGAUGGCUUAGUGAAGCGCCUCGACGAGAUGAUUGCGUCACGAGUUAAGACAGAGUUGCAACAGCAGAUCGCUCAAAUAAACUUGAAUCGUCGCAGCCGUUCUGUAUGGCGUGACGGCUACCGCGCGAGGAGAAGGAGCCGAAGCCGGACGCCAGGGAAACUUACAAGGCAGUUCAUAGAAGCGACGGACGAUUGCCAGAGUGUUACUAGUCGCCUUUUUGUCACUGACAGGAAGACAAAGGUGCAGUACUUAAUCGACACCGGCUCGGAUCUUUGCGUACUGCCACGUCGGUUUCUGCGUCAGUCACGGGAACCCGCGGACUACAAGCUCACCGCUGCUAAUGGAAGCGUUAUCAACACCUACGGAACCUUAUCUAUACAUUUGGACCUAGGGUUGCGACGCGACUUCACCUGGAAUUUUGUAGUUGCCAACGUGAACGGACCAAUCAUCGGAGCUGAUUUUAUUUCACAUUAUGGUUUACUCGUAUAUUGCAAGAACGGACGGUUGCUUGACAACGUGACUACACUUUCAACAACCGGCAUCGUUCGUGGGUGUGAACAACAUAGCAUCAAGGCGAUAUCAGAAUCAGAAUGUCCGAAAUUCAACCAAGAACAUAUAUACGAAGAAAAGAUAAAACACAUAUCUAGAGGAGACCCACAUUGCGUUGAGAGCAUCGUCAGCCACCAAACCCUGGACAAUUCAUGCCGACCUACCAAAGUAACUUUCGACAAGGAAGCGGUGGAACAGCUAGAUGAUCAGCACUAUACACUCAUCUUUCCCAAAACCAUGAAGACAGAGCUUCAGUGUGAACGACAGCAGUUCAUCAACCUCCAUGGGAGUUACCUCGCCACCAUACCACAUAAAUGCCUUUUGCGCACUGCAGAAUUCACUAUAAUCAAUAUCAACGACCGAGUGAAAGGACAACCACUACUGAUAACUGAGAUACCUCACAACUAUGACGCCAUCGAUACUAAAGAAAUUCAACACAUAAAACUCAACUCCAUCAACUUAAAAAGUCUACAGCCUAUACAAGAUAAAAUUAUAAUGCAGCAGCCAAUCAAAAUGGACCACACGGAUACAGCAAUAUACCAUACAACCAUUCCCUUGUACGGAGCUCUGGCCGUAGCAAUCGUUAUUAUUUCUUCAUACAUCCUGAAACGAUACAAAUUGAAACCGAAACCAAUAAAGAAGAUUCCUCCAUCUCAAGUAAUGACAGCUCGAAGCCAUGAAUCUGAAGAUCUUGAAAAUUCAGAACAUCAAGAUCCAAGGACAGCAACAUUUGAUCUCAAGGUGCUCAAAUAGUCGCUGAGCUGAGGGGGGAGGUGUUAUAUACCCUAACUCUAUGUAAUAUUCCGAUAUGCAAUAGGAAUUUUACCACAUAUAUACAUUGGCGUACGUGACUGUCGUGAACGCUGAGACAGCAUUUCAACACCCUAGAAACCGUGCAUUGACGUAAAUGGCACAUUGACGCACAUGAGUGCGGGGACGCCGAUUCAGCACCUUUACCUCAUGGAGCCUCAAAGCCAGCCACGGGGCCCGCACUUCUGAACUCACAUCGUCGGAAGACAGACCAGUAGCAUUAAUUAAGUUUAAGUUUCAUUGUAAUCUUUUUAAUUUUAAUACUAGUAGUAGAUUCAGUUUCGGUUUUUUUAAGACCUUAGGCUGCGACCUCCGUAAUUAACUAAUAAGAUUUUAAAUAAAUAUAAAUAAAUAAUAAUAAUAA
Bombyx mori (domestic silkworm) is the source of this 2221-nucleotide messenger RNA. RefSeq lists its product as uncharacterized. Gene Ontology annotation, molecular function: aspartic-type endopeptidase activity. Lineage: Eukaryota; Metazoa; Arthropoda; Insecta; Lepidoptera; Bombycidae. The record is from RefSeq and is a predicted model, not a curated record. Gene Ontology annotation, biological process: proteolysis. Bases 1 to 1800 code for a protein of 599 amino acids. The transcript has 4 exons.